Molecule: messenger RNA, 4076 nt
Organism: Punica granatum (pomegranate)
Lineage: Eukaryota; Viridiplantae; Streptophyta; Magnoliopsida; Myrtales; Lythraceae
Source: RefSeq, a predicted model, not a curated record
CAUAAAUUCACCUCUCCCUCCCUCCUCACCUCCACUCUCACUCUCUCCGAAUGUGCAGAGAAACAAAAUUGCAAGCAAAGGCAAGACUCCCAAUUCCUUCCCAUUCAAUUCAAAUCUCUCCCUUUUCCUCGUCCAGAGACAGAGAAAGACAGAGACAGAGACAGAGACAAUCACCAUUUUUUUUUUCCUGGGCAAGGCAAGUUUUAGUGAGAAAGAGGGAAAGUUUUCUCCUUUUUUUUUUGGUUUAGUGGUUUUGGGAGGGAAUUUGUGUAAUAAAAAAAGUGGGAAGCUGAAGCAGCAGAAGCAGUAGUGGUGGGUUCUGGGCUUAGCUGUAUUCUGCGGGAUUACCGGAAGUCAAACCCCCCCACCCCGCCAGCUCGCCGCCGGAAUCUCACCCCCCCCCCCCCCCCCCCCCAUCCCUACCAUUUCUCCUUCACCUCCUCCCUCCAACCUUUUACUGUGACAGACUGAUAGAGAGAGAGAGAGAGUGUGUCCGUGAGAGUGAGGUUCGUGGCGGAAUAAGCGCAGCCCUGUAAGAGAAGGGGACAGUCAUGAGUUUUCUUGGGAGGGAGAUUGAUAGAUUCCUCCGAUUAGCCUGUCGGGUCGCUGUUUCGUUGCCUGCGUGAGUAAGUGCUCCAGUCCUGAUUCUGACCAGUCAAGCUUUCUCUCUCUAGAAUUGCCUUCUCCUCAUAUAUUUUAUUGCUCUCUCUCUCUCCCCCUCUCUCUCUUCCACGCUUCUUUUUGUCAACCGAAGAAGCUGGGAGAGUAGGUGGAGAGGAAGAAGGAGCAGGGUUGCAGUGAGCCCAAGAUUUCGCCUCUGCUCCUCACUCUCGAGCUUUCAGCGCCAUGCCCCGUUAGAGCAAACAGCGACGAGGAUGUCCCGGUUCUGCACAGAUCACUGUCGGGUCUGCUGGUAAGUCAUGAGGGAUCUCGGAAUUGGGCGGCUCCCGUUGCUGCUUCCUGCUGUCUUGCUCUCUCUGUUGCUGCUCUGCCCUCGAUUGGCACUCGGGCAACUGACUUCACGGGCCGACAGAGCUGCCCUGCUCCAACUCAGAUCCUCGCUCGGGAUUCGGAGCAGGGACUGGCCCCGGAAGCCCGACCCUUGCUCCCAGUGGAACGGCAUACAAUGCAACGGCAAUGGCAGGGUUGUAGGGAUUAACAUCUCCGGGUUCAGACGGACCCGAAUCAGCGCCCUGAACCCACAAUUUUCUGUUGAUGCGCUCGCGAACUUGACCUCGUUGACGGCCUUCAAUGCGUCUCGGUUUUUGCUCCCUGGUCGAAUUCCGGACUUGUUCGGGCAGCAGCUAGUGUCCCUUGAGGUGCUUGAUCUCAGGUCUUGCUCUGUGAUUGGCGUUGUUCCUUCUUCACUUGGGGGUUUGACCAACCUCAGUGUCCUGUACUUAGCUGGUAAUAACCUGACUGGGGCUAUCCCCCCGAUUUUCGGCCGGCUAUUCCGACUUUCGGCCCUCAACCUUUCGGGGAAUACCCUCAAUGGGUCUUUUCCGCCUUCAUUUGCAUCCCUCAAGAACCUCUCCACCUUGGACAUCUCCUCCAAUUCUUUGUCUGGGUCGAUUCCUCUCGGCAUUGGAACCCUUUCCAGACUGCAGUACCUGAAUUUGUCAAGAAACAAUUUGUCGGGAGUGAUACCGCCUCAGCUUGGGGACCUUAGGAGUUUGGUUGAUCUCGAUCUCAGCUUCAAUGGGUUAUCAAGCUCAGUGCCACCAGAUUUGAGAGGACUGAGGAGUCUGGGGAGAAUGUUGCUUGGGGAUAAUCAGCUGAGUGGGUCCUUGCCUAGUAAUCUAUUUCCGAACCCAAGUCAGUUGCAGGUUCUAGUACUUAGAAACAAUGCCCUUGGUGGUGCUCUUCCCAAUUCGUUGUGGUCGUUACCAGGGCUCAUUACGGUGGAUAUCUCUGGAAAUAAUUUCACUGGUCUCUUGCCGGACAGGGGCCUAAAUUCGAAUGCAACUACUGCAGCCCUGAAUAUGUCUCAGAAUUCGUUUUAUGGUAACAUUACGGAUGUACUGAGGAGGUUCGGACCUAUGGACCUGUCAGGGAAUUAUUUUGAGGGCAAAGUUCCUGAUUUUGUUCGGUUGAAUUCAUCUCUCAAUAACAACUGCCUCCAAAGCGUCCUGAACCAACGGACUCUGGAGGAUUGCUCAUCAUUCUAUACGCGAGCAGGUUUAGUGUUUGAUAACUUUGGACGGACAAACUCCACAAGCCCUCCUGCCCCGCAGCCUUCCAAAAAGAGCAACAGAAAGCUGUAUAUACUGAUAGGAGUUUUGGGAGGAUCGGGUAUUCUAGUCUUGCUGCUUCUACUCUGUGGGUUGCUCUUCAUAUGCACCCGGAAGAGGGGAUCCCCAAACCAAAGAGGGGUUGGUGUGGGCCCCGUCCCUUCAACGAGUCCUGCUCCCUCUGGCCAGCCCGCCAACAUUGCAAGGGUCGGAGACUCUUACACUUAUCAGCAGCUACUUGAGGCAACGAAUGAAUUCAAUGAUGCAAGCCUCAUCAAGCACGGACACUCGGGGGAUCUCUUCAAGGGCGUUCUUGAGGGUGGAAUCCCGGUUGUCGUUAAGAAGAUUGACCUGCAAGCCAUGAAAAAAGAAUCUUAUCCCAUUGAAUUGGAUUUCUUCAGUAAAGUUACUCAUGGGAGAUUUGUUCCCUUUUUGGGGCACUGCCUGGAGAAUGAGAAUGAGAAGUUCCUGGUCUACAAGUACAUGCCGAAUGAAGACUUGGCAAGUUCCUUGUACAAGAAAGGCAGCUCCGACGAUGAUAGUUUGCAGUCAUUGGACUGGAUAAAGAGACUCAAGAUCGCAGUCGGAGCUGCAGAGGGCCUGACUUAUCUUCACCAUGAAUGUUACCCUCCCCUUGUUCACAGGGAUGUUCAAGCGAGCAGCAUACUUCUUGAUGACAAAUUUGAGGUUCGGCUUGGCAGCCUUAGCGAGGUCUGUGCUCAAGAAGGGGAUACCCAUCACAGCAGAAUCAGUCGGUUACUUCGGUUGCCACAGUCAUCUGAUCAAGGUUCUUCUGAUUCAACAAAUGCAAAUUGUGCAUACGAUGUGUUCUGUUUUGGGAAAGUUCUGCUUGAGCUUGUGACAGGCAAGCUCGAUCUCAGCGCUUCUCCUGACGCUGAGAUAAAGGAAUGGCUCGACCAAACACUGCCUUACAUCAACAUAUACGACAAGGAACUUGUUACCAAGAUUGUGGAUCCACUCCUCAUCGUAGACGAGGAUCUUUUAGAAGAGGUAUGGGCCAUGGCGAUCGUCGCCCGGUCCUGUCUAAACCCGAAGCCUACCCGUCGCCCUCCCAUGAGGUACAUCCUCAAGGCUCUCGAGAAUCCUCUCAAAAUCGUAAGGGAGGAUAAUAAUUCAGGUUCAGGGAGGCUGAGGGCUACCUCCUCUCGAGGGUCAUGGAAUGCAGCUCUCUUUGGGAGCUGGCGGCACAGCUCGUCUGACGUGGCGGUGAUCCCUGCAGCCUCCUCUGCCACUACCGCCACAAGGCUAGAGGCCGCCGGGGCCACUGGCAGCUUCAAGCAGUCGGGGACAACAGGAUCGCAUUCCCAGGGGAGUGGCCCCAACAACGGGUCGUCCUCUCAUAGGAGGCACUCCAAGGAUAUCUUCCCGGAACCGCCUGAUGUGCAAGAUGUAGAGUGACAGCAGGAUCAGGACUAAGAGUCGAAAGGAGGGAUGGAGGAACCCGAGACAGAGGUAGAUUUUGUUUGUUCAUUCUUUUGUAAUAAGAAGGAACAGCGAGGCUAUUAUUCUUUCCAAUUCGAGCUCCUGUUCAUUAUUUUAGGGGGGGAGGGAGAUAGAUUGAUUGCAUGCCGAAUUUUUUCGCCUUUUCUUUAUCUUGUAUUCAGACUCGAGUGAAUAUCGAAAAUUGAUGGUAUAGAUUGGGUUGAGGGAUGCUCGAACAAGCUGACUGGUCGGGUUAUGGAUGGGAAAAAAAUCGGGUGUUGAGAGGUGUUUAUGAACUGCUAAAGAUUGGCUCGAUUACAAGCUGCAAAUUUUUCUGCAGUUGGGCGUGUUCUAUUUUCUGGGCCUGUCUUGUGGAACGUAAAUUCGAAUUGGUUUAUGGUC